This is a messenger RNA of Macrosiphum euphorbiae (potato aphid), 366 nucleotides long. The record is from the annotation of a GenBank genome assembly. Lineage: Eukaryota; Metazoa; Arthropoda; Insecta; Hemiptera; Aphididae.
AUGCCGGCCGGCACUCGCCCCGACGACGAGUCGUUACGUGUGAGCAGUCGGCUUAAAAUACGCGAGCGCGGAGAUCGUUUUCUCGGUAAACCAAUUAACGCGCCGGCCGGACACGACCGGGCCCGUAAAAGGCGCGCAACCGUCACAGCAGCGGCACACGCGACCCGAAUGGAAAUUGCCGGGCGACGACCACCGCCCGUGCCGUUCGGAGAAAACGGACGUCGUCGGUCGUCCUCGGACCCCGUUUUGGGUAAACGUGUAUUUACACCGCUCGUCCGAUGUAUAUACACCGCGAACGCUGCGACUGCAGUGGUCAUUAUUGUGCAUCAUACAGGGCGCUUCCCGUUUCGGUCGUCGGCGAUAUGA